Mugil cephalus (flathead mullet) is the source of this 2345-nucleotide messenger RNA. It is a transcript of the gene capn2l, whose product is annotated as calpain 2, (m/II) large subunit, like. Gene Ontology annotation, molecular function: calcium ion binding; calcium-dependent cysteine-type endopeptidase activity. Gene Ontology annotation, cellular component: cytoplasm. Bases 119 to 2224 code for a protein of 701 amino acids. The record is from RefSeq and is a predicted model, not a curated record. The transcript is spliced from 21 exons. Gene Ontology annotation, biological process: proteolysis. NCBI's taxonomy places the organism in Eukaryota, Metazoa, Chordata, Actinopteri, Mugiliformes, Mugilidae.
AUCCUCCCUUCCUGGCAUCACUCAGCCUGAACAUCAGCAGCCUCUCAUAAACCCUUCGAAUUCACUCCGGUACUUUCUCCAGGACUUUUCCCAAGACUUUCUCCAGGACCCUCCGGACAUGUCGGGCAUCGCGGCCGCCCUGCAGCACCGCCGGGAGAAGGACCAGGGCGUCGGCACCAACGACCAGGCGGUGAAGUACCUGAACCAGGACUACGAGGCUCUGCGGCAGAGCUGCUUGGAGUCGGGUCGACUGUUCCAGGACGACACGUUCCCGGCUUCGUGCUCCUCGUUGGGCUUUGACGAGCUGGGCCCGAGCUCCUACAAGGUCCGGGGUGUGACCUGGGAGAGACCCACGGAGCUGACCUCUGAGCCCGAGUUCAUCAUCUCUGGAGCCUCCAGGACCGACAUCUGUCAGGGAGCUCUGGGUGACUGCUGGCUGCUCGCUGCCAUCGCCUCCCUCACCCUCAACGAGGAAGUUCUAGCUCGAGUUGUCCCUCAUGGACAAAGUUUCAGGGAUGGAGAGUACGCUGGCAUCUUUCACUUUCAGUUCUGGCAGUUCGGUGAGUGGGUGGACGUGGUGAUCGACGACCGGCUGCCGGUCAAAGACGGAGAGCUGAUUUUCGUCCACUCGGCCGAGGGGAGGGAGUUCUGGAGCGCCCUCCUGGAGAAGGCCUACGCCAAGUUGAACGGUUGCUAUGAGGCUCUGUCUGGAGGAUCGACCACCGAAGGCUUUGAGGAUUUUACCGGAGGAAUCGCUGAGGUCCAUGACCUGGAUAAACCCAGUCCUAGCCUGUUCCACAUCAUCCAGAAGGCUCUGGGUCGAGGUUCUCUGAUGGGCUGCUCCAUCGACAUCACCAGCUCGGCCGACUCGGAGGCCGUCACCUCUCAGAAACUCGUCAAAGGACACGCCUACUCUGUGACAGGUGCAGCUGAGGUGGACUACCAGGGAGACCGGGAGAAGCUGAUCCGGAUCAGGAACCCCUGGGGUCAGGUGGAGUGGACCGGCGAUUGGAGCGACAACUCGAUGCAGUGGCGUUACAUCAGCGACGAGGACAGAGAACGUCUCAGCCACCGCUCAGAGGACGGAGAGUUCUGGAUGUCGUUCACUGACUUCCUGCGCCAUUACUCCCGGGUGGAGAUCUGUAACCUGACUCCUGACGCUCUGAGCGAUGACGGCGUCUCUAAAUGGGCUCUGUCCAAGUUUGAGGGCAACUGGAGGAGAGGAUCCACGGCCGGAGGCUGCAGGAACUACCCUGACACGUUCUGGACAAACCCUCAGUUUGUGAUCAGGCUGGAUGAGGAGGAUGACGACCCGGACGACAACGAGGUCGGCUGCAGCUUCGUGGUUGGUCUGAUCCAGAAGAACCGCAGACGCAUGAGGAAGAUGGGACAGGACAUGCACACGAUCGGCUUCGCCAUCUACGAGGUUCCUGAUGAGUACUCUGGACGGAGGAACGUUCACCUCGACAGGAACUUCUUCCUUCGCCACGCCUCCGCCGCUCGCUCUGAAACCUUCAUCAACCUGAGAGAGGUCUGCAGCCGCUUCUGUCUGCCGCCCGGAGAGUAUCUCAUCAUCCCGUCCACCUUCGAGCCGCAGAUGGACGGAGACUUCUGUGUCCGAGUGUUCUCAGAGAAACAGGCCGAAUUCCAAGUGCUGGACGACCCCAUCGAGUCCCGAGUCGAGCCGAUCAACAUCGACGAGGACGACGUGGACGAUCGUUUCAGACAACUGUUUGGACAGCUGGCAGGAGGGGACUGUGAGAUCAGCGUCUUUGAGCUUCAGAAGAUCCUGAACAAAGUCGUGACAAAACGUUCUGACAUCAAGACUGACGGCUUCAGCAUCGCCACCUGCCGCAACAUGGUCAACCUGCUGGACAAAGACGGCAGCGGUAAACUGGGUCUGGUGGAGUUUAAAAUACUUUGGACCAAAAUUGAGAACUUCCUGAACAUUUAUCGUGAGAAGGACGUGGACAAGUCGGGGACAAUGAGCUCCACAGAGAUGAGGACAGCAGUGGAAGAAGCUGGCUUCAGCCUGAACAGCCCUCUCCAUCAGAUCCUGGUGGCUCGCUACAGUGACCCAGACCUCACCAUAGACUUCGACAGCUUCGUCAGCUGUUUGGUUCGUCUGGAGACAAUGUUCAACACGUUCAACGCUCUGGACAAAGACGACUCUGGGACCGUGGAGCUCAAUCUGAUGGAGUGGCUCAACGUGUCCCUGCUCUGAAGAACCUGGUCCUGGUCUCAGUUCUGGAUCAGCUCUGCUCUUGUUUUUUUCUUGCUCCGAUAGUUCUGAUCGUGUACUGGUUCUGUUUUAACCGUAACGAGACAAUAAAGAUGUGACUGAG